This is a messenger RNA of Betta splendens (Siamese fighting fish), 3001 nucleotides long. RefSeq names its product Pim-3 proto-oncogene, serine/threonine kinase (gene pim3). Gene Ontology annotation, biological process: protein autophosphorylation; regulation of mitotic cell cycle; negative regulation of apoptotic process. Gene Ontology annotation, molecular function: ATP binding; protein serine/threonine kinase activity. NCBI's taxonomy places the organism in Eukaryota, Metazoa, Chordata, Actinopteri, Anabantiformes, Osphronemidae. The record is from RefSeq and is a predicted model, not a curated record. The transcript is spliced from 6 exons. Gene Ontology annotation, cellular component: cytoplasm. The coding region runs from base 422 to 1414 and encodes 330 amino acids.
AGACCGCGCCAAAGCUCAGACAGCGGCUACUCGUCAGGAUAACGACAUACUGCGGAGGGCAUUUAAACUCUCUGCGUUUGCUCACACGUCUGAUACACGCGUCGGACUGUUCGUUUUUUAUCUACAUCAUUACUAUCACCCCAGAGGACCUGUUUUUCAGCGCCGCUGCUUGAGUCACAACACAGACGUCAGAUUUAAUGUCGGUUUUCGGGAAGCGGCGCGCGCCUUCGCGGUCGUGACACGACUCGAGCGGAGCGGGCGCGGUGCGGCGGAGUUGGCGCACUGCUGGGGCUGGAUAUCAGUCGACUGUCCGCGCCGUGCGUUCGGCGCCUGAGCUCGCUUCUUCUCACGCCGCGCUCGGUUCGCUGCUGGCUGUGAUCGCGUGGAUUGGGAUCGUCUACACCGGCUUUUCGCCUCGAAUAUGUUGCUGUCAAAGUUUGGUUCAUUCUCGCACAUUUGCAACCCUUCGAGCAUGGACCACCUACCAGUGAAGAUACAGCUCCAGCCGGUCAAAGUGGAAAAGGAGCCUUUCGAGAAGGUUUACCAAGUGGGAUCCGUUCUGGGCAGCGGGGGAUUCGGCACCGUGUACGCCGGCAGCCGGAUCUCUGAUGGCGCACCGGUGGCCGUGAAACACGUCGCAAAGGAGAGGGUGACCGAGUGGGGCACAAUUAACGGAUCCAUGGUGCCUUUGGAGAUUUUACUGCUGAAGAAGGUCAGCUCUUCUUUUCGCGGAGUUAUCAAAUUGCUGGACUAUUACGAGCGCGCGGACGGCUGGCUGAUCGUCAUGGAGCGGCCGGAGCUCGUCAAGGACCUUUUCGACUUCAUCACCGAGAAGGGCGCCCUGGACGAGGACACGGCCCGGGGCUUCUUCCGCCAGGUGUUGGAGGCGGUCAGACACUGCUACAGCUGCGGCGUCGUCCACCGGGACAUCAAGGAUGAGAACCUGCUCGUGGAUCUACGCACCGGGGAGCUCAAGCUCAUUGACUUUGGCUCAGGGGCGAUUCUCAAGGACACCGUCUACACAGAUUUCGAUGGUACCAGAGUGUACAGCCCACCGGAGUGGAUCCGCUUCCACAGGUACCACGGCCGAUCGGCGACGGUGUGGUCGCUAGGCGUGCUGCUGUACGACAUGGUGUGCGGCGACAUCCCCUUCGAGCAGGAUGAGGAGAUCCUGAGAGGGCGACUGUACUUCAGGAGGAGGAUCUCAGCUGAGUGCCAGCAGCUGAUCAAAUGGUGCCUGGCCCUGCGGCCUUCCGACCGGCCCAGCCUGGAGCAGAUCUGCGACCACCCCUGGAUGAGAGCAACAACUGAGUCGCCCAAGUCACCGGAGGAGCCAGAUGCCGGCGACAUCCGGCUCAGGACCAUCGACACAGACUCUUCGUCAAGCACAAGCUCCAGCAAGGAGAGCCUCUGAGGGCGGCUCUGAUGGACUGGAAAGACUUUCUGAGGAAAGAAGGGGUGGGCGUGAAGGCUGUGAGAUGGACUCAAGGCCAGCAGCUCGUAGCCCACAUCAGUGGCUGGGCAUUGACUCAGCUGGUCCGGCAAGAAAAAUGUACUUUCAUUUUCCUCUUUUGUAGGGAAUUUCUAAUUUAUUACUUUAGUUCUUCCUUAUAUAUAUCACCCAUCCCCUCUUUUUUUCUUUGAGUUGAUUAUUCCUGUUUCCUAAAUGGGAACAUUUUGCUGUUCGGGCGGUCUUACCAGCAUUAUUUAUUUCCACCCCUUUCUAACUUUAUUGUACCCGUUUUGUUACUAGGCUGGUAUAUGCAGGCAAGGCCCUCCUAUUCAGACAUGGCUGCUCUCAUAGAGCUCGGAGACAAACCUUUUUUUAUUUAAAUGUUUUAAUUUUGAUUUUGGAGUGCCUUUAUUUUUAGAAAGCUGCUUUUACUGGUGGCUUUCAUCAACAACUCUGUUUUUGGAUUUGCCCUCGGCCUAGGCGGCUGCGUUGCUUGUGCUGUGAUGGAAGAAGCGGUUUAGGCCGUUGUUUUGAUUUUUGUUUUUCAUUUCAAAAUCUUUUUUUUUUUUCCUCUCCCUUCUGUCAUCACUGUAAGUCAACCAGCGGCCCAGCCAAGAGGCUGCGAUAGCAUUCGAUAUGAGAGAAGGAGGUGGGGGCUCUUCCUGACAGUGGAAUACUUGAAACACACUCGACUCAACUCUGUGUUGCUCUCUUUGACGCUGCUCACUCACUCUUUAGCCUGUACAGGUGUUCGGAAACUGGAUCCUGUCUUUUCUGAAUGUCUACAAACUGUCAACACACACACACCCUGUGCACUCCCCCUCCCUCUCCCCAUGCCUGGUGCGGGGUGUGUGGCCCUCUCUUACUGUUUCAUUUUUUUUGCCUUCCACUGUCUGACUGCUUGACACUACAUGGCCCCUGCCCCUGGCCUCCCUCAGGGUUUGGGGUGUGAAAUGCACAAUCAAUGCAAUAUUCAUGGACUCAAUUGUCUUUUGUUUUUUUUUCCAAUAAAUAUUGUACAGCAUGUGUUUUUUUUUUUUUCUUUUUGUGUGUGUACAUUUUCCCUCUCCCCAUUUGCAUUAAUUUAUUUGUCAACGUGUAGACAUUCCACACUCUGUGGCUAUUUAUUUAUUUAUUGUUAAGUGCUGAAAAUUCACCCCCUAUCCCCUAAAAACUGCAUAUCCUACAUGGCCUUUGGUUUGCAUUCCUAUAAAUUAUUUUUACAUUUCAACUUUUUUUUUCGUUUUUUGAGAUGUGGAGGAUGCACUGAAGCAGUUGUCAAUGUAAAGCAGAAUAAAACCAGUUUACUUAAAAUGGAGAAUGUUCGAAUGUUAUUUUAACUGUCCUUUGGCGUUGACUGGCUAAGUAGAGGCAUCCAUCUAGUUUCUGUACUGUCAAGACUCAUUUGAUUACUGUGGAUGGGCGCGAGCGGCUUUCAUAGUUGUCACAUCGCCUCGCAAUGCCGACCUUUCAGUUUAGCUGUGAAGAAUGGAUAUUGCUAUUUUUUGAUACAAAAGUUUCAAUUAAACCCCGUUUUUAUGUAUGUAA